AUAAGAUUGCACUAGUAUCAAAAAGUGUUUAUAGCAUUGUUAAAUCGUGUCUUUAGAAAUGGGUGCUUCAGGAGUAUUACUGGCAAAAACUCUCCUACUUCUUAUAGCGGUAUAUCCCAGUGCGUCAUCUCCUACACUUGGACUGCUAAAACAGAAACUUUUCGGUGGUGGUGGAUAUGGAGGAGGAUUUGGGGGAGGUUAUGGAGGAGGCUACGCUGGGAGUUACGGUGGUGGACGCCCAGGAGGUGGUUGCCAAACAUGCAAUCAGCAGCCGGUAUACCAACAGCAGCCAGUGUAUCAACAGCAGCCAGUGUAUCAACAACAGCCUGUGUAUGUUGAACAACCAGUAGUAUACGAACAGCCACGUCCUAUUGUAGUCGAGAAACCAGUAAUAGUUGAACAACCACGUCCAGUAGUAGUGGAACAACCUCGUCCAGUAGUAGUCGAAAAACCAGUUUACCGACCCAAACAACCAGACACUAUCAUAAUAAUAGAAGAAGAAGUUCAAAAGCGACCACCUCCCCCACGACCAACAUACCACUAUGUACAUCCAACUUAUUCACCUGUACGACCAACUUAUCGACCAGUGCAGCCAACAUAUAGACCAGUACAACCAACAUAUCGCCCCGUUCAACCAACGUAUCAUCCUGUCAAGCCGACUUACCAACCAGCUCCAACCACUUGCACUACGUGCCAACCAAACCCAUGCACUACAUGUGGACAAGACGGCAGCAAUGGGGGCGGUGGUGGUGGAGGAGGUGGCGGCGGAGGAGGAGGUGGAGGUGGUGGUGGCGGCGGCGGAGGAGGCGGAUGGGGAGGUGGUUUUGGUUUUGGCGGUGGCGGCGGAUUAGGAAGCAAUUAUGGUAAAAAGUGA
Molecule: messenger RNA, 874 nt
Organism: Diabrotica balteata
Lineage: Eukaryota; Metazoa; Arthropoda; Insecta; Coleoptera; Chrysomelidae
Source: the annotation of a GenBank genome assembly